UCUCACGCCCCCUUCGUUUUUACUCCUAACCUUCACUCCCACCUUCCAAGCAACUCAAUUUCCCAUUUCCCCAACUAUUUAUUAAGAAAACAUAAAUUAAAAUAAAGAAAGAGAAGAAACUUGAUAUUUGAAAAUUUUUCUAUUCCGAAUUCCAGUUUUUUACGUUAGCCAGUGUCUUUGUGUGUGGGUGUGGCCGGCGUGAAAUGUUGCCCGCGGCUGAGAGCAGGAGGCCCAUCGUCAUAAGAAUAUCCCGGUACCGGAGACGCCAGUGAGAAGAAGAUCCAACGGCCAAGAUUGAUUUUUUAUUUGAUUGAUUUGAUCGGAUUCUGGAGUCUGAGUUAGUGAGUGAGUGAGAGAGAGAGAGAGUGGGACCCGCACACCAAAAAGAAGAAGGAGAAGGAAAAAAAAAUGGAAACGGCGCCGCAGAAGAGCCAGGCGAAGCUCACCCGAACCCAAUCGUCGCUCCUCCGAUCUUCCCCCACCAUCCGAUCCUCCAUCCAAAGCCUCUCGUCCGUGAACGAAGAAGACCUCCUCCUCCAAGAACACCACCACGACGACGACGACGAAGACGAGAAGAAGAAGAGCACGAAGCCCAGGGCGGGCGGGCCUGGGCUAGGGCGACGGCGACUUUCCACCCAGGCCCUGGCGGUUGCCUCUGUGGGGUUCCUGGCGGCGUGCUCGGUGUUCCUGUACGUGUUCUACUUCUUCUUCUACGAGAUCCCAACCUCGGAGAACGUGCUUGUAGCUCUGAUCUUCAUCGCGGUGGUGCUGUACUUGGUGUCGAAGAACAAGAGGCUGAUAAACCGCUCCGUUUCAGGUCUGAAGCAGUCGUGGGAGGAGAGCGUGAAGCGGUUAGGGUUGUCGAAAUCCCAGGAAGGUUGUUCGAAACCGGUUCAGUGGUUCAUAGGGGAAACAGGGAAAAGAGGAAAAGAGAGCAUCAAGAACAGCAAGAAGAAGAAGAAGAAGAUAGUUCGGGAAGGGGUAGAGUUCUACAGCAAUGGGGAUUUCUACGAGGGGGAGUUUCACAUGGGGAAGUGCAACGGCAGUGGGGUUUAUAACUACUUCGUGAACGGCAGGUAUGAGGGCGACUGGGUGGAUGGCCGUUACGACGGUUACGGGAUUGAAAGCUGGACGCGUGGGAGCCGUUACAGGGGCAAGUAUAGACAAGGCUUGAGGCAUGGCUAUGGUGUGUACAGAUUCUACACCGGCGAUUCUUAUGCCGGAGAGUGGUGUAACGGUCAGAGCCAUGGUGUUGGUGUUCAGACUUGUGCUGAUGGCAGCUGUUACAUUGGCCAAUUCAACUAUGGCGUCAAGCAUGGACUCGGUUGUUACCAUUUUAGAAAUGGGGAUAGGUAUGCAGGGGAGUAUUUUGGAGACAAAAUCCAUGGAUUUGGUGUAUACUACUUUGCCAAUGGACACUGCUAUGAAGGAGCAUGGCAUGAGGGACGCAGGCAAGGUAUCGGAACUUACAUCUUUCGAAAUGCCGACCGGAGAUGCGGUGAAUGGGAUGCUGGCAACCUCAAGCACCCUCUGCCACCACACUCUCAUGCCGUCCUUCGAGCACUUCAGGCUGCAAGGAAAACGGCCGAUAGCGCGAUUAACCUUAGGCGCGUCGACGAUGAGGUGAACAAAGCAGUGAUAGCUGCUAACAGGGCUGCCACGGCGGCUAGAGUAGCCGCCGUGAAAGCUGUUCAGAACAGAAUGGAUGGACAAUUUUGCGAUACUGAUGUCUAAGAAUUAGGGUAUUAGCUUUUUGUUAUAGAAAUGUAAAUUUUCCUUUUUACUAAUUCUGAGUACUUAUUUCUUAAGGUGUCACCCCGGAUAGCAAAAGCUUGCUGGAGGUUGAUCAUAGUCAUCCUUUUUUUUUUUGGUCUUUUUCAGAUGUUUGUAACAUGUACAUAACCAUGUAAAUCAAAUCAAUGAAAGAUGAAUUUUCUAACA
This is a messenger RNA of Arachis duranensis, 1941 nucleotides long. RefSeq lists its product as uncharacterized. Bases 409 to 1734 code for a protein of 441 amino acids. NCBI's taxonomy places the organism in Eukaryota, Viridiplantae, Streptophyta, Magnoliopsida, Fabales, Fabaceae. The transcript has 3 exons. The record is from RefSeq and is a predicted model, not a curated record.